AUGAAGGAUGAAAGACUACGGAGUGAGGAGGAAGAGGGAUUGCAGGGGAAGGAAUGCCAGGGCCGGGAUUUUCGGCCUGGAGAGAAUGCGGAGAGUCUCCACGGGCCGGGCUCGGCUCGGCGAGUCACAGUGCAGAUGAGUCACCCGGGCCCCAUCGGGGGUGGCCCAUCCAGUGCCUCCUGGCACUUGAGCACGGCUACCCGACGGCCGCUGUCACUGCAUGUCCGGCACGACGCUCCCCAGACAAGUACCGAUGCAAUCCACUCCCGACUCGGGCUUGAGCGAGAGGAACCAGUCAUCACGAAGAAUAGCUCUCGACAGGCACCACCAAAGCGCUUGGAAACACCUUCUGGCGACUUGGCAUUGCGCCCAUUGCGCCCCCAGCUCCCCAUAUCCGAUCUCCAGACCCCGUGCGGAACUGGAGCGCACGAGUUGAGUGUGUUAUUUGUCUUUCCCUGCGGUACGAUUGGACCUUGCCGGGGCGGUUCCGCAGUGUAA
Messenger RNA from Penicillium macrosclerotiorum, 498 nucleotides. RefSeq lists its product as uncharacterized. The transcript has 2 exons. The coding region runs from base 1 to 498 and encodes 165 amino acids. NCBI's taxonomy places the organism in Eukaryota, Fungi, Ascomycota, Eurotiomycetes, Eurotiales, Aspergillaceae. The record is from RefSeq and is a predicted model, not a curated record.